Messenger RNA from Hemicordylus capensis (graceful crag lizard), 445 nucleotides. It is a transcript of the gene SMIM7, whose product is annotated as small integral membrane protein 7. The coding region runs from base 28 to 318 and encodes 96 amino acids. NCBI's taxonomy places the organism in Eukaryota, Metazoa, Chordata, Lepidosauria, Squamata, Cordylidae. The transcript has 5 exons. The record is from RefSeq and is a predicted model, not a curated record.
GGGGAGGAGGCCGCGUCCUCCUGGGGGAUGCGCCCGGGCCUGGCGUCCGCCGGGGCACUUCCGGUUCCGGCGGGGAGUGGAAGCCUCAGGAUGCUGGGGGACCUGCUGCUCUGCGGGACGCUGCUGAUCAAUGCAGGGGCCGUGCUCAACUUCAGGCUGAAGAAGAAGGAGAGCCAGGGCUUUGGGGAAGAAGCAAGGGACCCGACCACAGGUGAGAAUAUCAGAGAAUUCCUGCUGAGCCUGAGGUACUUCCGGAUCUUCAUUGCUUUGUGGAAUAUCUUCAUGAUGUUCUGCAUGAUUGUGUUAUUUGGAUCUUAAACCUUCUGCCGGACUGAGCGGACACCUGUCAAGGUUGCCCUCCGGGGUGACUCAUCCUAAGGAUGACUUUCAGCUGUGGACAUGACUUGACUUUGAAGUAAAAGAUGAGCUUGUUUUUCAUACAGGA